AAUAUAUCGCAUUCUCUUUCCUUUCCUAACAUUGCUUUAGGAAAUCCCUCUUCCCUAAUUCGGAUUUUGAUUCUUCUUCUUUUCGGUCCCUGUUCGUCGAAAGAUUUCGUCGGAGUGAAAGAGAUUGGAAAAUCGCCACGGAGCGACGAGAGAUCCAGUUCGGAGAAUCACGGCGGAGCGGCGAGAGAUACGGGAAUAGUUAGACAAGUCAUCAGAAUCAGCGAUUCCGAUCUCCCUCCUCAAUCGCUUCGAUUGAAAGGCGAUUCCAGUCUCCCUCACUCGAUCUGGCUGAUGAGACGAUUCUCUGGUAUUCCUCACUUACGCCGACUGAAAGGUGAUACUUGAAUUUCUUUUUCUCGCUCGCACUCUCCCUUGCUCGAUCUAAAUUUCUUAUGGAAGCAAAGAGGCAUCUUGGAGAGAUUCUAUCCGCCUUGAAUUUAUGGACAGUGUCGCGAUGGAUGUGGGUUAGAGAUAUUAAUGGGCAUGUGAGCAGCAUUGCACCAAGGUUCCAAGAUGGUCUUAAAGCCUUCUCUUACAUUAUGGAGUUCCCUUGUAGAUCCGCUGCUGGUGAAGGUCCCCUGGUUUCUUUUUGUGGAUCAGAUGAUGUUAUUAGAGUUCUUUGAUGAUCUCGUGGAAGCUUGUACACAGAUACACGUGAGGUCAUAAAGGCGCCAUAGCUUGCUUGAUGACCUUCAUGGCUUCCUCUGGUGAGGUAGUUCUUUCAUUCCAGUGCUGCAUUGAUUUUGAUAUAUAUUUGAAAUCAUGCUUAGCACUUCUAAAGAACGCAUCAUGUAUGCUCUCAUUUGAGCUCAUAUUGAUCUGUAACUCGGAAUGAUUUGCCCACGAUUAUAAUUAGCACU
Molecule: messenger RNA, 860 nt
Organism: Linum tenue
Lineage: Eukaryota; Viridiplantae; Streptophyta; Magnoliopsida; Malpighiales; Linaceae
Source: the annotation of a GenBank genome assembly